UUCUAUUCGAGCCAGAGCUGGGGGACGAAAGCGGCGGCGGCGGAGAGGAAAGACGAUACACAAAAAGGAGAGACGACGGAGAGUGACGAGGAGCAGAGAGGCAAGAUUGGAAGAAGUUAUGCAAGAUACCCAGCUCGUACCACGGGCUCAUUCUGACAUACGAUGUUUACACUUUCUUUGUUAUGUUUGUUUCGCUUCACCUUAUUGCGCUGUCUGGAAUAAAAUAGGCACCAAGGACCAGAAACCUCUUUCUCACUUUUCAUCACGGUCUUAUUGGCCGCACGUACCCUUUCCUACUGUACCCCUUACAUCUUCUAAUGUACAUGUUUUGAGGUGGCGGGUUUGACAAAGAGAAAUAGAGGGGAGCUGGGUGGAGGAGAGGAAGAAGACGAAGCCAAAACUUGAGGGGCGCCGAUGGCUAUCCCAAGACGGCAUGGAGCCAGUAACGAUACCAGAAGGCGACGGACGGGACGAGAGAUAGUAGGGCCGGGCCACGAGAAGUGGAAGCGUCCUGGGUAGUAGUCGGCCAAAGUAUUCACGUCCGGCGCUGUUGGUGCCUUUUGGCCGCCGCAGCUGCAAUAGAGUCUACAUUUUGACGGUUUUACCAUGAGUGUUAUGGCAAUGGAUUGGCCAGGGCCGAGAGCCAAUGUAUAAAGGACUGUGAGAUGAGAUGGGUUCUGCCGAUGGUUGUUGACAUCCAGAGAGAUCUAUGUGAGGAUCCGCUCUCGAUUACAUUGACAGCAUGGCAU
Molecule: messenger RNA, 749 nt
Organism: Colletotrichum destructivum
Lineage: Eukaryota; Fungi; Ascomycota; Sordariomycetes; Glomerellales; Glomerellaceae
Exons: 1
Coding region: 119-346 (75 amino acids)
Source: RefSeq, a predicted model, not a curated record